AAUGAAGAAGAACCAGGCGGCGCAAAAUCUCGAGGACAACAUCGAAGGAGGAAGAAAAAAGGUUCGGCGCUUUGAUUACAAAGACUCCGAGAAGCUCCGAAAUCAACCCAACAAAAACCAAGUUUCGUGGAAACUGGCAAAACCAAUUAUCUUGGAGAAAAACAAGGUGGACAACAAUGUCAAUUCCGUAUUCUCGCCGUUGUCCAUCCACGUUGUGCUGGGCAUGAUCGCCGCAGCCGAGUCCGAUGAGCCGGCCCGAGACCGAAUCCUCUCUUUCCUGAAGUCCAAGUCCGUUGAUGAACUGAAUUCUUCGUGUUCUAUGUUUAUCAAUUCUGUUCUCGUCGACGACAGCCCAACCGGCGGCCCUCUCUUGUCCACCGCGAACGGCAUCUGGACAGCUGAGGCUGAAACUCCACCGCCUGAUUACGUCAAUGUGUUGGAGAAGGUUUAUGAAGCUCAUUUCGGACAAGCCGAUUUCAAAAACAAGGCCGACGAGGUGCUUGCGGAAGUCAAUGAAUGGGUUGAUAAAGAAACUAAAGGCCUUAUCAAAAACAUCCUUCCUCCUGGUUUUGUUGACGGAUCCACGAGUUUAAUUCUAGCAAACGCUCUAUAUUUCAAAGGAGUUUGGCAUAAGAAGUUUGAUGCAUCAUUGACAAAAGAGCGAGACUUUUACCUUUUAAACGGCGAGACUGUAAAAGCUGAGUUCAUGACCAGUUGGGAUGAUCAACGUAUAAGUGAUUUUGAGGGUUUCAAAGUUUUGAGCCUUUUGUACCGACGAGGACGAGGCAAGGAUUGGAAUCGAUCCUUCUCCAUGUACUUAUAUCUUCCAGAUGCCAUAGACGGGUUGCCGAGUUUGGCGGACCGAAUCAGUUCGGAACCUAAAUUUGUAGAGAGCCAUGAGGGAAAUUCACUAGUUCGAGUUGGUGACUUUUUCAUUCCAAAGUUUAAGGUCUCUUUGGGAUUUGAAGCUUCCAAGAUUCUCAAGGAUUCGGGCCUGGUUCUUCGUGAUGGUUCCCAAGUUAUUCACAAAUCCUUUAUUGAGAUUGACGAACAAGGAACAGAAGCUGCUGCUGCAACUGUUUAUGGGAGGCGUUCUUGUGGGGGUGCUCUUCCUAGACCUAUGAAGAUACUAGAUUUUGUCGCGGAUCAUCCGUUUGUUUUCCUCUUAAAAGAAAAUUUAAAUGCGAAAUUAUCUUGGAAUACUACUUAUACAACUGAACUCGAUGGGACUAUCACGGUACAAUGGGAUGCGCCGGACGGUUAUCUUAUCAUUGAUCGUAUGUUAGAUUUCUCGGAACUUGUUGAUAAGGUAUUAAGUGUGAUCGGAGUUGAUAGAGAAGGGCUUUAUAUUGAUUUUUCUUUGGUAUGGACGGAGAGGUCAGGAAAAAGGUAUCGUGUGCACAUUAAUGAUGAUAAUACUGUUCGGUUCAUUUAUCUUUGUGCUGAUAAAUGGCCAGAAUUGUACCCUGAAAAAGUUGAGAGAACAGGCCAUGUUUAUGCAAGUACAUCCGCCAGAUAUUGGUGCCGCACUAGUGGUGGUAGAACAGUUGAAGACAAUGAAGAUGGAGAUGAAGAUGGAGAUGAAGAUAAAGAUGAAGAUAAAGAUGAAGAUGCAGAUGAAGAUGAAGAUGUCGGGGGUGUCGAAAGCAGUGAUGAUGAGUACGUCCCAUCGGAUGAGGACUCAGAUGACGACACUGAUUUUGAGUCAUCUUCUUCAGUCCCAUAUGUUUUCGACGACAUAAGUGGAUGGGACAAGACUUUAGAGGAAGUAGAAAACGAUGGAAUUAAAAUGUGGGAUGGCAAUCCGUUGACGCUAGGCCUUGAUAUACAUUUCGCCAACAAGCCCGAGGCACAAGCGGCAGUGGGAGAAUGGAACUUGGUACAUGGUCGGACUUUCCGGUGA
This is a messenger RNA of Oldenlandia corymbosa var. corymbosa, 1903 nucleotides long. NCBI's taxonomy places the organism in Eukaryota, Viridiplantae, Streptophyta, Magnoliopsida, Gentianales, Rubiaceae. The record is from the annotation of a GenBank genome assembly.